Messenger RNA from Aspergillus pseudonomiae, 1281 nucleotides. Its product is annotated as serine hydrolase domain-containing protein. The coding region runs from base 1 to 1281 and encodes 426 amino acids. The record is from RefSeq and is a predicted model, not a curated record. Lineage: Eukaryota; Fungi; Ascomycota; Eurotiomycetes; Eurotiales; Aspergillaceae. The transcript has 4 exons.
AUGACAACCGCUUCACUCUCCCCUCAGGCGAUUGCGAACCUUCGCACCAUCAUAGACGAUGCCUGUGCAGAUGAAAAUGCUGGCCUCCCUUGCGCCAAUGUCGUGAUUGUCGGCAAAGGCGAUAGUUCUCCAUGUGAGCUUUUCAGCCACUCUACUCGGAAGGGGGGCGGGCAUAAGAAUGGUACAGAAGACCGGCAGAUCCGCGACGGCGAAGAUGACAUAUACUGGUUAGCUUCGUGUACCAAAUUGGUAACCGGCAUUGCAUGCAUGCAGCUUGUUGAGAGGGGUGUGCUUGGGCUCGAUUGUGCCGACCAAGUCGAAAGCCUAUGCCCAGAGUUAAAAGAAGUCUGUGUCCUUCAAGAAAAUGGGUCCAAGGUGGAGAAAAACAGAGGAAUCACAUUGAGAAUGCUGUUGACGCAUACUGCUGGGUUCGGAUAUUCGUUCCUGAAUCAAAAACUGCAGUCAUACUUUCUGGAACAUUGCAGCUAUAUACCUGAGUACAAUGAGUUCUCAGGAUACGUGCAAGACUUCUACCAGCCGCUAGUCAACCAACCAGGAGAGCGAUUUGAAUAUGGUAUCAGUAUUGACUGGGCUGGUAUACUCGUUGAACGUGCCACGGGGAUGAGGCUUAACGACUACAUGCAACAAUCCAUCUUCGCGCCCCUCGGAGUCCACGACGUUUCCAUGAUUCCUUCCACACAUAUGAAAGAGCGACUAGUAGGUUUGUGGCAUCGCAGCGCAGGGGGCCGGCUUGUUCCUCGAGAUUACCCUCUAAACAAGCCGUUGGACGCAAAAGAAGCUGCAGAGGUAUUCCACAGCGGCGGUGCGGGCUUGUUUGGAAGCAUCCGAGAGUUCAGCAAGAUUCUAGCUACUCUCCUUAACGAUGGCCGUUCACCUCAGACAGGCCAGCAAAUUCUCUCUCCAGGAACGGUAGAAGAGAUGUUUUCGAAUCAAAUUCAUCAACACCCAGACUUCGCUCGACGGCCUUUACCUGCCAUAAAACCCGAUCUGGUUUCUCCCUGCGAGGAGCUGUAUCCCCUCUGUCCGAGUCCUACACCACAGGGAUGGGGUCUUACAUUCAUGAUCUCGCCCGGCGUGACCGGUCGCUCGGAUACAACAGCUCACUGGUCAGGGCUUUCCAAUAUCUUCUGGUGGUGUGAUCGAGAAAGAGGUGUUGCUGGGGUAGUUGCAUCACAGGUCCUUCCAUUCGUCGACCCAGAAACUGGUCUCCUAUGGGCGAGUGUAGAGGCCGCAGUGUAUGAAGGUCUGCAGGGAGAAUAG